Molecule: messenger RNA, 825 nt
Organism: Pongo pygmaeus (Bornean orangutan)
Lineage: Eukaryota; Metazoa; Chordata; Mammalia; Primates; Hominidae
Product: ribosome-recycling factor, mitochondrial-like
Exons: 1
Coding region: 37-825 (262 amino acids)
Biological process (GO): translation
Cellular component (GO): mitochondrion
Molecular function (GO): ribosomal large subunit binding
Source: RefSeq, a predicted model, not a curated record
GAUAGCUGUGGAUGUUUCCAAGGAUUGUCUUCAGUCAUGGCCUUGGGAUUAAAGUGCUCCCGCAUGGUCCACCCUGCCUUUCGCAAUUAUCUUGCAGCCUCUAUCAGACCCGUUUUAGAAGUUGCACUGAAGACAGUGCAUGAAAGACAACACGGCCGUAGGCAAUACAUGGCCUAUUCAGCUGUACCAGUCCACCAUUUUGCUACCAAGAAAGCCAAAGCCAAAGGGAAAGGAAAGUCCCAAACCAGAGUGAAUAUUAGUGCUGCCUUUGUUGAGGAUAUAAUCAACUUGGAAGAGGUGAAUGAAGAAAUGAAGUCUGUGAUAGAAGCACUCAAGGAUAAUUUCAAUAAGACUCUCAAUAUAAGGACCUCACCAGGAUCCCUUGACAAGAUUGCUGUGGUAACUGCUGAUGGGAAACUUGCUUUAAACCAGAUUAGCCAGAUCUCCAUGAAGUCGCCACAGCUGAUUUUGGUGAAUAUGGCCAGCUUCCCAGAGUGUACAGCUGCAGCUAUCAAGGCUAUAAGAGAAAGUGGAAUGAAUCUGAAUCCAGAAGUGGAAGGGGCACUAAUUCGGGUACCCAUUCCCCAAGUAAUCAGAGAGCACAGAGAAAUGCUGGUGAAACUGGCCAAACAGAACACCAACAAGGCCAAAUACUCUUUAUGGAAGGUUUGUACCAAUGCAAUGAACAAGCUGAAGAAAUCCAAGGAUACAGUCUCGGAGGAUACCAUUAGGCUAACAGAGAAACAGAUCAGCCAAAUGGCCGAUGACACAGUGGCAGAAUUGGACAGGCAUCUGGCAGUGAAGACCAAAGAACUCCUUGGAUGA